AUGGAGUCAAGUAGCAACAGGACAGAGCAAUUGUUCAACACUCAAAAUACUGCGGCGAGUAUCAUCCUGAGCCUAGCUUGCUUCGUGGGAGUGCCAGGGAAUGCACUGGUCAUCUGGAUUAUACUUUUCGCCAUGAAGAAACAAAGAUCCCCCACUGUAAUGCUCAUCCUGAAUUUGGCAAUAGCUGAUGAGCUUGUUCUGAUUACUUUGCCUCUGUGGAUCUACACCUUUGUGAAUGGCUGGACCAUUGGACAACCACUUUGCAAGUUCCUGAGCUACAUCAUCUACUGCAACAUGUACAUAAGCAUUUUUCUCAUCACUGUGAUGAGUAUUGAACGCUUCUUGGCUGUCAUUUACCCGUUUGCCAGCCAUCGAUGGAGGAGGAACACAGUUGUCAUGAAGGUGGUGUUUAUUGUCUGGGUUUUGGCUUUGCUCUUUUCAAUUCCUACUCUUAUUUACCAGGUGGUGGAUGCUGAUGAGACUGGACGGCAGUACUGCCUGUACAUGCAGUUUGAAACUGAUAAGGAGGAAAUCUUAUACACAGUGUUACAAACUUUGGUUGCUUUUGUUAUUCCCUUUACAGUGCUGUCCAUUUGUUACUUUUGCAUUGGGAGGAAGGUGAAACGCAUGAGCUUUCAAACCAAAAACAGAACUGGGGUGGUGAUUGGCAGCGUGGUGAUUGUGUUUUUCAUCUGCUGGGUACCUCACAAUGUCUUAAAUAUGAUUUCAAUCGCAGCCCUGAUGACUAGUGCAUCAAAUGAAGCCAUAUCGGAAACAUUAAAUGAUAUCUAUACUGGUGGCGUCUUCAUUACUGGAGCUCUAGCUUUCAUCAACAGCUGCAUCAAUCCUGUAUUGUACGCGUUUGCUGCCCGGAAAAUUCGUGAUGGUUUUCAAAUAUCAGCCCUGACCAAGUUAUUUGACCAGCUGACCCAUUCUCAUAAAGAAGAAUCAAGAAAAGAAUGCACGGAUAACACCAGAAAAGAUACAAGUGUCACCAUGGAGGAGAUGGACUGUUUGCAGGAUACCUAAAUGUACCAUUUGUUUUUUUUUCAACAAAACAAAUUUAGGUAAAAUUUCCUGUUGAAUAACUUGCACCCUCACCACUCCACGUCUAUUUGUUCUUUUCCAUCACCACUGCUGCUCUCUACCAUGUAGCAACUGUUGUCAAGAGGAAAAUUCUGGGCUUCCUCUUGUAUAGAUGAAGGGAAAGAACCCUGACACAUCUAUUCACCUGUCCCAUAUUUCAUUGAAACCUCCAUACAAUACAACAGCUGAGGCAGAGAAAUGGUCAACGUGGGACACUUAUUCCAAGGCUCUGGUCACCCAGUAUUACAUGCCAUUGUUGUUCUUAAAUGUUCUUCCCUCGAACCGACUGGCUGAGAAAUUACUAUAAUUAAAGUUAGAUGAUUACGGUUAGUGUUAAGAUUGCAGCAGAAUCUUUUACCCUCUUCAGAUUCCUUAUCAUUCAUGCACUUCUUUCUUUCAUGUGACUAUUUGGUUAAAAUGUGUUACAUUUCACAGAUGUGUGCCUUGUCUUCAGGUGACAAAUUUCUCUUUGUCCAGCUUACCAUUCAGUACCCAAACUCUUAUCCAUAGUGAGGUACCCUGACUGUGAUUAGAAUGUUUAACCACCGAUGCUACCAGCAUUUAGCUGAUAAUUAAGAAUAAUUAAAUAAAAAUGAUAUAUCUUCAGAAGUGCCAUCACUACUAAUAGCACACAGAACUUUACCCUGUUGUUAUUGGUUGCUAACGUGUCUUUCCUUCAUUUGGGAGGGCAGGAACAGUCAGAGCCAGAGCUUUUCAAUGGCAGCUACAAUUACCAGUUAACUGGGGUGUCAAUAGUGGCUGGGUGCAACUCUUGCAGCUGCUUCCUGCCACCUUUCUUACUGAGAUGAAAUCUGUUCAUUAAUAUGUGGGAAAAUGGGGUUAUCUGAAAAGAAAGCAGACAAAUUCAACCAGGACUCGAUCGUAAGUCUAACGCUAAAUAAUGGAAAUAGCCUGUUUAAUGUGAAUCACUUUCACAGUGACUUAAGCUUCCAGCAUUAUCCGUCACAUUCGUUUCUUACAGCAGAAAUGUGUUGCAAUUUACA
This is a messenger RNA of Hemiscyllium ocellatum (epaulette shark), 2090 nucleotides long. Its product is annotated as leukotriene B4 receptor 1-like. Lineage: Eukaryota; Metazoa; Chordata; Chondrichthyes; Orectolobiformes; Hemiscylliidae. The record is from RefSeq and is a predicted model, not a curated record. The coding region runs from base 1 to 1029 and encodes 342 amino acids. Gene Ontology annotation, biological process: G protein-coupled receptor signaling pathway. The transcript has a single exon. Gene Ontology annotation, cellular component: membrane. Gene Ontology annotation, molecular function: G protein-coupled receptor activity.